AAGAUGUGCAGCACUUUCACACACACGGACCCAUGUGGCAACUGUGGAAAGGCCAAAACUCUCCAGAUGUCUUCCAAUAAUGAUCAAGUUUUUAUCCCAAUGUCACGAAGAAACACCAAUGACCUCUCCAGGAUGACCUCCAACAACCUGAAGACAUUUACUGAAGUAGCCGUGUUAAGUUUUCAUAACAUUUGCUAUCGAGUAAAAGUGAAGAGUGGCUUUCUUCUUGGCCGAAAAACAGUUGAGAAAGAAAUCCUGACAGAUAUCAAUGGCAUCAUGAGACCUGGCCUCAAUGCCAUUCUAGGACCCACAGGUGGUGGCAAAUCUUCGUUGUUAGAUAUCUUAGCUGCAAGGAAGGAUCCGAAUGGAUUAUCUGGAGAUGUUUUGAUAAAUGGAGCACCUCGACCUGCCAAUUUCAAGUGUAAUUCAGGUUAUGUGGUACAAGAUGAUGUCGUGAUGGGAACUCUGACAGUGAGAGAAAAUUUACAGUUCUCAGCAGCUCUCCGGCUUCCGACCACCAUGACAAGUCAUGAAAAAAAUGAGCGAAUUGACAAGGUCAUUCAGCAGUUAGGUCUGGAUAAAGUGGCCGAUUCCAAGGUUGGAACUCAAUUUAUACGUGGUGUGUCUGGAGGAGAAAGAAAAAGGACUAGUAUUGGAAUGGAGCUUAUUACCGAUCCAGCCAUCUUGUUCCUGGAUGAGCCCACAACUGGCUUAGACUCAAGCACGGCAAAUGCUGUUCUUUUGCUCCUGAAGAGGAUGUCUGAACAGGGACGAACAAUCAUCUUCUCCAUUCAUCAGCCUCGUUAUUCUAUCUUCAAGUUGUUUGAUAGCCUCACCUUGUUGGCCUCAGGAAGACUAAUGUUCCACGGGCCUGCCCAGGAGGCCUUGGGGUACUUUGCAUCAGUGGGUUACCACUGUGAGCCUUAUAAUAACCCUGCAGACUUCUUCCUGGAUGUCAUUAAUGGAGACUCCUCUGCUGUGAUAUUAAACAGAGAGGACCAAGAGGGCGAAGUCAAGGAGACUGAAGAGCCUUCCAAGAGAGAAUCUCCACUCAUAGAAAAAAUAGCUGAGUCUUAUGGCAACUCUGACUUUUGCAGAAAAACAAAAGAUGAGUUAGAUCGACUCGUAAAGGGUCAUCAAAGGAAGAGCUCAGCCUUUAAGGAGAUCACCUAUGCCACCGCCUUCUGUCAUCAACUCAGAUGGAUUUCCAAGCGUUCAUUCAAAAACUUGCUGGGCAAUCCCCAGGCCUCUAUAGCUCAGAUAAUUGUAACAGUCAUCCUGGGAUUGGUUAUUGGCGCUAUUUUCUAUGAUCUAAAAAAUGAUCCUACAGGAAUCCAGAAUAGAUCAGGGGUGCUCUUCUUCCUGACGACCAACCAGUGUUUCAGCAGUGUUUCAGCUGUGGAGCUCUUUGUGGUCGAGAAGAAGCUCUUUAUACAUGAAUAUAUCAGUGGAUACUACAGAGUGUCAUCUUAUUUCUUUGGAAAACUGUUAUCUGAUUUACUACCCAUGAGGAUAUUACCAAGUAUUAUAUUUACUUGUAUAAUAUACUUCUUGUUAGGCUUGAAACCAGUUGUGGAGGCCUUCUUCAUCAUGAUGUUCACCCUUAUGAUGGUGGCUUAUUCAGCCAGUUCUAUGGCACUGGCCAUAGCAGCAGGCCAGAGUGUGGUAUCCAUAGCAACACUUCUCAUGACCAUCUCCUUUGUGUUUAUGAUGAUAUUUUCAGGGCUGUUGGUAAAUCUCAGAACUGUUGGGCCUUGGCUCUCCUGGCUUCAGUACUUAAGCAUUCCUCGAUAUGGCUAUGCGGCUUUGCAGCAUAAUGAGUUUUUGGGACAAAACUUCUGCCCAGGAGUCAAUGUGACAGCGAAUAAUACCUGUAGCUAUGCGAUAUGUACUGGCGAAGAAUUUUUGCUAAACCAGGGCAUCGAUCUCUCCCAGUGGGGCUUGUGGAAGAAUCACGUAGCCUUGGCAUGUAUGAUUGUUAUCUUCCUUACAAUUGCCUACCUAAAAUUGUUAUUUCUUAAAAAAUAUUCUUAAAUUCCUCUGUAAUUUACAUGAUUGAUCCACACAUUAAAAAUGGAGCAUCUUGAUUUAUUUUAAAUAUUC
Messenger RNA from Neomonachus schauinslandi (Hawaiian monk seal), 2103 nucleotides. It is a transcript of the gene ABCG2, whose product is annotated as ATP binding cassette subfamily G member 2 (Junior blood group). The transcript is spliced from 16 exons. Gene Ontology annotation, molecular function: ATP hydrolysis activity; ATP binding; ABC-type transporter activity. The coding region runs from base 4 to 2034 and encodes 676 amino acids. The record is from RefSeq and is a predicted model, not a curated record. Gene Ontology annotation, cellular component: plasma membrane. Lineage: Eukaryota; Metazoa; Chordata; Mammalia; Carnivora; Phocidae.